AUGAGCCAUGUCUCCGGGCAUGACGCCGUAUCCAGUCUCUUGACCCUCGUCAUCACCACCUCGCCGACGCCUUCGGUCCCUUCGACCGGGCUGCUCUCGGCCGUGCUCGAGUCCUUCCAGACGCACUGCGAGGCGCUGCUCCAGUGCCCCGUCGUCGUCGUCCUGGACACGUACGAGCAGGUCACAGCCACGCCGCGGUUGAAAAAGGGCUACGUCACGCCAGAGACGGCGCAAAAGUACAGCACCUACAAGGAACAUGUCAAGACACUCUUCCUAGAGACGUUUGCUAAGAGCGCCACGCCCACGACGGCACUGCUCGGGACGGCGAGCGAGGCCGAGUACGGCGCGCCACACCCCAACACGCCUCCCAUCCCAUUGACCAUCUCCUCGACGGAAGACGGCCGCGUGCGCUUCAUCGAGGCGCACGGCCGGCGUCUUGGCUUCGGCCUCGCCGUUCGCAGCGCCCUGCGCGCCGUCCGCACGCCGUACGUCUGGAUCCACCAGCAUGACUGGAGUCUCGUCCGCGACAUUCCCGUCGCCGCCCUGCUCGGCGCCAUGCAAGCCUCGGCCGCCUCGAGCGCCGAUGCCCGCCCCAUCAAGUACAUUUGCCUGCCCUCCGGCCGCCGCUCCUCGUACGCCAUAUCGGAGCAGGUCAUGCCGUACCCGGCGCUCCGCCAAGCCUCCCUGGCGCUCACCGGCGCCUACCCCGCGGGCCCCGACGUGCCGCCCGUGCCGCUGACGCCCAUGUUCUUCUGGCACGACAAGCCGCACGUGGCCGCGACGGCGCACUACCUGGCGCGCGUCUUUCCGUCGCGGCUGGCCAUGAUGCGCGGCGCCUUCAUCGAGGACACGGUCGGCCAGGACGCGCGCAACCAGAUGAAGGACGGCCAGUGGCGGGCGUGGGCCACGUGGCUGUACCAUCCCGAUGAAGGGGCGACUUCGUGUUUGCGCCACCUGCACGGCCGGACGUGGAGAGGCGAGGAGGAGGAGGCCCGGCGCCGGACGCUGGCGGUGCGGCUGGGCAUGGAGAGGAAGAAGAGGGGCAGGGGUAAUGGCAGCGCAUCUACGCUGUCGAGUAGUAUGUGA
Molecule: messenger RNA, 1086 nt
Organism: Cordyceps militaris CM01
Lineage: Eukaryota; Fungi; Ascomycota; Sordariomycetes; Hypocreales; Cordycipitaceae
Exons: 1
Coding region: 1-1086 (361 amino acids)
Source: RefSeq, a predicted model, not a curated record